This is a messenger RNA of Drosophila willistoni, 1801 nucleotides long. Its product is annotated as G-protein coupled receptor Mth. The record is from RefSeq and is a predicted model, not a curated record. Bases 148 to 1710 code for a protein of 520 amino acids. NCBI's taxonomy places the organism in Eukaryota, Metazoa, Arthropoda, Insecta, Diptera, Drosophilidae. The transcript is spliced from 7 exons. Gene Ontology annotation, cellular component: membrane. Gene Ontology annotation, molecular function: G protein-coupled receptor activity. Gene Ontology annotation, biological process: G protein-coupled receptor signaling pathway; cell surface receptor signaling pathway.
GCGGGCACAUGUGAAAAUUUUUGCUCAUACCAAUGAUAUUCGCAAUAGUGCCGGGUUGAAGUGCGGAUCGAAAGCGAGCUAACAGAUUGCCAACAGUCUAUGUUAACACAGUUGGAACGGAAAGAUUAAAGUAUAUCAAAAUAAAAAAUGAGGAUCCUUCUAUACUCGUUGCUAGCAGUUCUUAUACUCAAUGAUUUUUUCCUAGAACCCACAAAAGCACUCGACUGCAAUUACUAUGAUACUGUUGACUUAACUGGCAUUCAGCCCUUUAAAAAUGGAUCCUAUCCAUACGAAAACAUCAUUAUACCCGCCGAUUUAAUCGGUGAAUAUGAUUAUAGAUUAACGGGAGUAGAUGAUGAAAGAAUUGAAGUUCCCAAGUAUAUUCGGGGAUGUGCCUGUAGAUUAAAGUCCUGUGUGCGAUUCUGUUGCCAUCAUAAUCUGAUGUUUAUGAAUGGCGAAUGUAUUGGCGACACGGAUAAGGCAUUGGAAUAUGAUCCCUACUUGAAUAUAACCACGAGUGAUGGUUCGGUUGUGGAGAAACAUGUCCUCAACGAGUUUGUCGUCCAACGGCAUCUACCUUUGCCCUGUUCAGAGAUUGGAACUUAUCAUCUCGAUGAUCGCAUCGAGGGCUAUGAGUGGUCGCUGUUUGAAAAUGGAUCAUUCAAACGGACAUUCGAUGGAGUCAGUUUAGACAAGAGGGAAUACUGCUUGCAGCCAGUUGAGCUACCAGAUCGGGAAAUUCGUCUUGUUCCCCACAAUUGUCAAAUUCCGUCGUCUUCGAACAUUGUUCCCAAAAUAGUCAUUCCCAUUUCAUUGGUGUGCUUUCUAAUAACCAUCGUUGUUUACUUAUAUUUACCAAAGCUACGAAAUCUUCAUGGAAAGUGUUUUGUUUGCUACUUGAUAAGCUUGUUUAUCGGUUAUUCAAUGCUAUUACUUGAUAUAUACAAAGCAUGUAUAUAUUACUAUUAUUUGUGCUAUAUAACGGGUUAUUUGGGAUACUUUGGCAUCUUGGCCGCCUUCUUUUGGUUGACUGUCAUCAGCUUGGAUCUGUGGAAUUCGUUCCGUGGCACCAACUACAAUGUGAAUCGUUUUACAUCAGGAAAUCGCUUUCUCAUCUAUAAUUUAUAUGCCUGGGGCAUGCCUCUUGUAUUAACCAUUUUGAUUGCUAUUCUCGAUCAAGUAUUAUUGGACCCAUACUUAGAAGAUCUAACUUGGGUACCCGGAGUGUACUAUAAUGGAUGCUGGAUUAAGACUUUCGACUGGUCGGCCAUGGUGUAUUUUUAUGGACCAAUGUUGAUAUUAAUCAUAUUCAACACAAUUCUGUUUAUUCUGACUGCUGCACGCAUUAUGGUGAUCAAAAAAGAUAUACAUACGGUUGUGGAUCGUCAGGAUCGUCGGCGUAAAAUUAAUUCAGAGGAGACUUACAGCUUGUUUGCGCGAUUGGUUGUCAUCAUGGGCAUUUCCUGGAGUUUAGAAAUCAUAUCGUAUUUGGUUCAACACCAUCCUGUUUGGAGUACUAUCUUUUUAUGUGCUGACUACUUCCAUUAUGCGCAGGGUAUUGUCAUACUUGUGCUCUUCGUUUUGAAACGAAGCGUUCUGAAACUAUUUAUAGAUCGAUUAAAUGAACAACAUCAACCGCACUCAGCAGCCUUUAAAACUCGUAUUGCAACCAGCAGUCAUCAACUUCUACUAAGAGUCCGUAACAAGUAAUUUAAUAUCUUAAAGUAAACUAAUUUUUACGAAUUUAACAAGUAUUGCCAUACCAAUUGUGUAAAGUAAAAAAUUCUCAGUAAUUAAAAGA